CGUUGCUCAUAAAUGUUAAAUUGUUAACAAUUUGUAAUUAACUUAUUAGUUAUAUUUUAUUGAAAUUAUUUUCUACUCUCACAAGUCAUUGACUGAGUCUAGUAAGGAUUUUAUACGAUUGUUUGGGAUUUGAAGUGUUGAGAAUCAUGUCCAAAGACAAGAUUCAAGAAGGAAGAGAGUGUAUGGAUAAAGCUGCGAAAUAUCUGAAGACAUCUUUUUUAAAAUGGGUUCCUGAUUAUGAUAGCGCGGCUGACGAAUACUCAAAAGCAGCUACUUGUUUCAGAGUUGGAAAAUCAUAUAAAGAGAGUAAGGAAUGUCUUAUCAAAGCAUCAGAAAACUAUUUACAAAAUGGAUCACUUUUCCAUGCUGCUAAAUGUAUGGAUCAGGCAAUUAUAAUGUCUAAGGAGAUAGGCGAUAUGAGUGAAGUGUUUAAACUGGCUAUGAGAGCCAGUCACUAUUAUCAGCAACAUGGAUCCUCUGGUAGUGCAUCAUUAUUGUUGAACAAAGCUGCAGAUAUGUUACAACUAUCAGAUCCGGAAUCAGCUGUUAAGCUCUUGAAAGAAGCUUCAAACAUUUCUGGGACUGAAGAUUCGAUUGGACAAGCAAUGGAGUAUACACACAAAGUAGUUCGACUGUUGGUAAAAUUAAAAAGGUAUGAAGAAGCUGAAAACGAAAUAAAACGUCAAUUUGAUCUUGUUACCGAAGGAGGCCCAACAUCUAACAUGGGUAGAAUAACUGUUGAACUAUUUUUAUUACAAUUGGCUAAAGAUGAUAAUGUGGCCGCUAAAAAAGUAUUGAAUGAUUAUGGAAUGCAAUAUUGUGAACAAGCAGAGAUUCAUAUGCUUGACAGCAUUGUAAGUGCAUAUUCUGAUCAUGAUGGUGCUCAAAUCAAAAAAAUGUUGAACAGUCCUUUUAUUAAGCACAUGGAUGUCGAGUUUGCAAUACUUGCCAAGGAUUUGGCUGAAAAAUGUAUAGUGGAACCUAACGAGCAAGUUACCAAUAUUGAAAAUGAAGAGGCAGAAGGAUCAUCAACAGACUUUGGAGGGAAGCUUUGUUGAAGUAGAAAUUACCUUUUUAUAUUCUACCUUAUUUAUUCAAAUUGUAUUUGUCUCUUAGUUUGAAAGAGUUUAGGCUAAUAAUUUUAUUCGUCCUAUAAAUCUCAGUUAAAUGGACUAACAACAAUGAAACAUUGCCAUUUUAAUUUUUUCAAUACCUUUGUAGGUAGGUAUGUACUUUUGAGGUUGAAUUUUGAAUUGUUAUUUAUU
This is a messenger RNA of Melanaphis sacchari, 1265 nucleotides long. RefSeq names its product gamma-soluble NSF attachment protein (gene gammaSnap1). Gene Ontology annotation, cellular component: vacuolar membrane; SNARE complex. Lineage: Eukaryota; Metazoa; Arthropoda; Insecta; Hemiptera; Aphididae. The transcript has 10 exons. Bases 147 to 1058 code for a protein of 303 amino acids. Gene Ontology annotation, biological process: intracellular protein transport. The record is from RefSeq and is a predicted model, not a curated record. Gene Ontology annotation, molecular function: soluble NSF attachment protein activity; syntaxin binding.